This is a messenger RNA of Salvia hispanica, 1341 nucleotides long. The record is from RefSeq and is a predicted model, not a curated record. NCBI's taxonomy places the organism in Eukaryota, Viridiplantae, Streptophyta, Magnoliopsida, Lamiales, Lamiaceae.
AUGUUGGAUUCAUGGGCCAGCGGAGGAUUCCUAAGGAAAAGCGGGGCAGAUGCAAUGGCAGUGAUAGAGGAAUUUGCCACUAACAGCCGCGGGUGGUCGAAGGAGAGGCUUCACUCUAGGAGAGCUGCAGCAGUAGAGACAGAUGAGGAAAACUCCCUAGCAAAAGAAGUGGCAGAGCUGAGGGUUAGGGUAAAUCAGAUGGACACAUCGAGGAGAGAAGAUCUGGUACCACCGACUUCCAUUAUAGCAGUCACAAAACCCGACGCUGAAGCUGCUCCCUUGAGGAUGUCAACUACGUGCAACAAGGAGGCGGUCCCAACCGUUCAUUCAAUAACAACAAUUAUCGCCCUAACCAGGGGGGCGCCCCCUGCAGGAUUUAAUGUGGGGAAAGGUGGAGUUGUUGAGCCCGCAAAGAAGCAGGAGAAAUAUGAGGCAGGGAUCAUGAAAAUCCUUGAAGUGCUAGUGCAAGAUAGAAAGACCAACGACACCAAGAUCGGAGUCGUGGAAGCAAGGUUGAACAACCUCGAGGCUGGAAUUACCACGCUUACAACUGUCGUCACCUCAAUCAAGACCCAGAUGGAUCAAGUCCAACAAAAGAUUGAGGAGAACAAUAAGGCAGCAUCGUGUUCAAUUGACCAAGGAAAAGUGGACAAGGCACUCUGCGAUCUUGGGGCUAGUAUCAACAUCAUGCCACUCAAGUACUACGAGAAGCUCAACAUCGGGCCACUUAUGAAGGCAGACUGCACAAUUAGGUUGGCCGAUAACUCCGCAAUCAAGGCGGUGGGCAUGAUCGAGGACGUAUUGGUAAAAGUAGAUGAUUUCAUCUUUCCCGCUGAUUUCAUUAUACUUGAUAUGAAGGUUGAUAAAAAUGUGCCACUAAUCCUCGAAAGAUAUUUUCUUGCCACGAGCAAAACGCUUAUUGAUGUAGGUAGGGGGGAAAUCACACUUAGCGACAAUGCUAACAAGUCUACCUACAAAAUCGAGAGUGAGAUGUUCAAGUACAAGGAGGCACAAAGGGCCAACAUGGAGUACGAUUACAGAGUCGUAAUGAUGACAGAUACUACAAAGACUAAAGGGCCAAAAGAAGGGGAGGAUUUCUCUAACCCUUCUAUCUUUGUCAUUAAUACUGUACCUCCAGCCCCGAAACAGGGCAAGCCUUACCCCCCUAAAGUUACACCGCAGGGAAAACCGAAGGGGAAGAAGAAGAAGAGUCCAUCACAUGAUGACCCAGAAGUCUACGUGAUCAAGACCGCGAAGGAAAAGUAUAAAUUGUGGAGAAAGAUGGGCACGAAAUUGACACGAAAUUCACGGUUUUCAGCACAGGGUCAUCAACCCGCCUAG